Messenger RNA from Liolophura sinensis, 7043 nucleotides. RefSeq names its product myoneurin-like. Gene Ontology annotation, biological process: regulation of transcription by RNA polymerase II. Lineage: Eukaryota; Metazoa; Mollusca; Polyplacophora; Chitonida; Chitonidae. The transcript is spliced from 5 exons. Gene Ontology annotation, molecular function: protein binding; DNA-binding transcription factor activity, RNA polymerase II-specific; RNA polymerase II cis-regulatory region sequence-specific DNA binding. The record is from RefSeq and is a predicted model, not a curated record. The coding region runs from base 113 to 2428 and encodes 771 amino acids.
CAUUAAGUGGGGACGUCAGGGAGCUGUUGGAAAUCCGGGAAAAACUUCUGAAGAGAGGAGCAGAUAGGCAUAGCUGAUUGAGGUUGGGCAUUAAUUUCUGCUCCGAUGUGGCAUGGAAAACCCCUGGAACUAUGUGUCCGACAGUCACGCGAGUCACGUUAUAGACGCGAUCACAGAGCUCAGGAAGAACAAAGAGCUGUGUGACGUGGUCUUGGUUGUAAAUGGACGCUGUAUCCCCGCCCACAGGCUCAUCCUGUCCGCAUGCAGCCCUUACUUCCAUGGGCUGUUUGAGGGCCCUUGUCACAGCUCCCAACCUCUAGGGAAUCACCCCAUAGAGGUGCCGCUUUCUGGGAUUGACGCCUGCGCCGCUGAGAACGCCAUAGAUUACUGUUACACUUCCCACCUUGUGAUUGAUGAUGAGAAUGUCUGGAGUCUUCUCCCUGCAGCCAGCCUUCUUCAGCUUGAGGAGGUACAAAAUGUCUGCUGUGAUUUUCUCAAAGGGAGGCUGACUCUGUCAAACUGUGUCAGAAUGAGGCUGAUGUCAUCUUCUUGUCACUGUGAGGAGUUGAUGCAUCUCUGUGAUGCCUACAUCCAAAACAACUUUGACAGGAUUCUAUCCAGUGAAGACUUUUUAGGGGUCUCUGCAGAGAAUUUGAUUGUGUUCUUGUCCCAGUGUCUUUCCCAGCGAUUGGUGACUGAAAACUCUGUGUCUGAAGCUGUACAGAGAUGGGUGGGAAGAGAGAAGGAGCAGAGAGCAGUCUGUAUUAGUAUGAUCUCAAGAAGACUUCCUUGUGUUCAGAAGUUAGUGCAGAGGGACAACAUUCCAAGUUAUUCAUCCGAUGUCCAGAAAACGUCAGGGGACAUUCCGUUAAAUGUGGACAAGAGAGAUUACCCUCAGUGCUCUGUGUGCUCACUUCUGCUGCCGUCCCAACAAGUCCUUCAAAGUCACAUGUCUGAGUGGCAUGAGGGACCCCAGACGGAGCUCUGCCUGACCCCAGCAACCCCAGAGUUCCAGAAAGAUCCUUCAAACAGGAAGGCUAAACCUCCAGAACCUCCUGAUAUAGAUAUCAUUUGCCAGAUCUGCAACAAGCAUUAUCAUAGCGACAUAGAGAUGACAAACCAUUGCCUAGGCCACAUGGAAGGGUAUUCGCCGGCACCUGAGCAGGCUAGCACCCCAUCAGUGACCCCAUCAGUGACCCCGAGCAGCCCAGAGCACCCAGACUCGCCUGUGGCCAGUUAUCUCCAAUCCUCAUCCUCAGAGACUUUCCUUAGUAACUACAAGGGAGAGAAGCAGUACUGCUGCAAGAUUUGCGGGGAGCAGAUGCAGAAGGAGAGCCAGAUGUACAGCCACUGCGCCCAGCACCAUGGUUAUGGAGACAUGCCCCUCCAGUGCCAGGUAUGCCAGAAGCUGUUCCAUGACAAGGUUAAGCAUCUGCGACACCUUGUGCACCAUGCCACGGUUGUUUACUUCUGCUGUCCGUUUUGUGACAAGCAGAGCCGAACCAAGGCGAAUUUGCAGAUCCAUAUGCGUAUCCACACUGGAGAGCGGCCGUAUGUCUGUGUCUACUGCAAUAAAGGCUUCCGCAACUACUGCGUGCUGAAGGUGCAUGUACGAAGCCAUACAGGUGAGAAGCCCUUCACAUGCAACAUCUGUGGUCAGUCCUUCACAAAGAAUAUUCAUCUGAAGAGGCAUGUCAGCACCCACUCGGGUGAGAAGCCCUUCUCCUGCGACCUCUGCGGCAAAGGCUUUGGUAGGAAUGACCAUCUACAGCGCCACAUCAAGACCAUCCAUACCCGGGAGAAACCGCACGGUUGUAACCUCUGCGGUAAGGACUUUGUCAGACGCUACGAGCUGGAGCGCCACAUGCGCUUCCACCAGAAGAAGGGCAGUGCAAAAACAAAAACAUCUAAAAGAAAACAGGUCAAGAUGGAGGCGCACGAAAAGCAGAGCUCUGAUACAAGUAGUUCUGAAAUCUUGGGCGCGGGUAAUGUGAAUGUGGAGUCCAGAGAUGAGAGAUUGGUUUAUGACAGCUUUAAAACUGGCAGGGGUCCUGUGCCUAGUCAGCCUUACCUUUCAAACCUACCAGACAUGCUCUGUGUUAGCAACCAGACAACAAACCUAGCGAUGGUGAACGACUUCUCAAAUAGCACUACCUCUUGUGGACCAGAAAACAACAACAACAAUAUUGUUCCAAACCGAAAACAGUUCAACGACAACCGUUUUAUGUCAGUGGACGGAUCAAAUCUUGACAGUGAUAGGACUACAGAAGCGUAUCGUUGCCAAGCCAGUUUUGAGGGAGGUAAAACAAUGCUUCCAGAACAGAAAGUAUAUUCGAUGCAGCCGAACCCUUUGGUCAUCAGUCCUGUGAAUGCAAGUUUGACGGUGGCACAAAAUGGAGUCACAAACCUGCCAUACCCAAUACAGUAAUCCGUACUUUUCAUUAAUCCUACAAGCGUCUGUCUUGGCUCAGAUGAUGAAAUAUCGAAACGAAAGAGGAGGCGCUGAGGACAAAUUCAAUCAGAAAAGUAUUGGUGUCUAAGACUAAAACAAUACAUCUACCUGUUAUGUUAUACACUGAAAACAAAAAAUGAAAAAUGGACUAACGUUAAGUUAAGAUUUAUUUUGGCUUAAAGUCUUGUGAGGAUGGUAUUACAUAAACUUCAUUUCACGAAAGGUUCAUAAAAGCCGAUCUGGGAUGCUGGUUAGCCAAAGAAAAACGUUUAAAAUCGGCGCAAAGGUUUUUCUAGUUACUUACAUGUAAUCGUUUUGUAUGAGGAAAUUUGUUUUGCUGGUUGCAGGAGAUUUUUUGCGAGUAAAAAUUGUUGGGGUAGGACGGAAGGUGCUUGCCCCGGUUUUAUUUCCUUGAAUAUGCAUAAAAAACAUAAUUACAUCAUUGCACCACUGAUGUAAGUGCUUUAUUCACUGCCUUGUUGGUGGUUAAUUAUUUUGUUCAUUGACUGAUAACUGAAGCAUGUAAAAUGCUAGAAAGAAGUAACAGUGUUACUGACUAAUAAGUGGUUUUUCAUUUACAGUUCACUGUACCUGUUUCCUCAUCUUUUUUUUUGUAUAUGUAUCUUAAAAUACCCCUUUCUUUAUCAAAGAUUCACUGCGUGUAAUAAUUCUGUGAUGACAGUUUGUAAAGAUGUUGACUUUUUUUCUUCUGAUAUGACCUGUAGAAAUGACAAUGUCUAUGCUGAUUCUUCCAGUGUCCAGUAUAUCUAUAUAUUGAACCACAGCCAUUCCAUGACUCUCUGUAACGUUGUAUGUACACUACAUAUCUGCACAUUGUAACAGUUCAUAAUGAUCAAACCUUGUGAUAUCUAGCUAGGCCAGUUUACAUUAUCUGCUCAUCACAGCUCAUUAAAAACCUCGACUAAAAUUUUGUGAAUGUUACUCAGGAUAUUAUAUUGGAUUGCAUCAAAUUAUUUAAGGCCUGAUGACGUAAAAGCUGAGGUUUUCAUGAUAGUAAAUAUUCUUUCACCUUUGUACACGGAUAUAUACUGUACAAGAACGUAUAUUAUGUUUAUGUAUAAAUAAGGCUGAAAGGCUGGGUGUGAAUAACCAUUAAGACUACUUCAAAAUUUAGAUAAUUCACUGAAGUAGUAAUUUUUUUUCAUUUUCUAAAUUUUUUUCAUGUUUUGUGUAAAGGAAAAUCACCUUUUGUCUUCUUGGCCUUAUAUGCACGAAAUGUUAAGACUACUUGAUCGUUUAUAUUUAAAUCUUUCGAAGGAGAGCUGUUUUUCUGUUUAUAAUAGUAAGAUUUGCAUAUUAAGGUUUAGAAACGACCAUUUGUGGUGCUACUUCUGCAUGGAUAUACCUGUGGUACAAUGUAUAGGAGUCAGACGGGCAAGUGUGCUACUUUCAAGUCUUCCUGAGCUCGUAUUUGUUAAAAAGUUUUUAUUUUUGUACACAUAGGCUUACAUAUAUAGUCAUGUACAGUCACAUUUUGAGUUGAAAAAAUAUAGUCUUUGUUAUUGUUGUUAAAAUCCUCGCUCACACGGCAUGACUUGCCAUGUCGAAUUCCAUUUGCCAAACGAAAAGAGGAAAUGCAUUGUUUCGCACAUUUGUAGAAUUUGAGAAAACACAUUGUAUGCAAAGGGCUUACCAAAUGCUUGUAGUUUGUCCUGCUUUCGUUGGACAUGUCGCAGUUCGAUGAAUUGAUUUGACAAAUCAAACCGAAUUACAACCGUUAGCAUGGCCUUGGGUACAUAUAUGACAGUGUCUUAAUUCAUAUAGAAUAGGAUAAACAAGCAUUGAAGCAUUGUUCUCUCAUGUAAAUACGGAAAUCUAUGCAUUGGAGAAAUAGAAAUCACCAAAACAAAGCAGAUCUUAUGGAUUCUAUUGAAGUCAACUAUGUAAUUAUUCUUUUUAACACCUAGAUCUACCAUCGUUCUGGAUGCUGAGCCCUUAUCGGCAAAGGGAUAUAUUUUAAAUUUUACUGCAAUAAUUAUAUGUUUAAUACAAUAAUACCUGUACAUUCCUUUCUUUUGUCCGCCAUAAUUUGUCCAUAAAAUGGAAAAAGAUUAUCAGUCUUAAAUUGAAAUGAUAAUAAUUAACCCUUUUAUGAAAAGACGACGACUGAUGUUUAAAACAUUAUAUUUUCAUUCCAUCAGAGACGCAUUUUAAUUUUAUAAAGUGGUCAGUGAUAAUUUUAAAUAAUUUGUUUUCCUUUGUAAAUGGAGAGUUUUUAAUAUUUUACACAUCACAUGAAAGGCAAGGAGUUGUUUUGUUGAAGUAUGUGAUUGUUGUUCUUGUUUCUUAUUUGAGGCACUGUUGUUCACCUACUCAUACCUCUGAGUUCCCUCUGUAAUUGGAAGGCGGUCUAUUUUGCAAUCCUUUGGGGUGGCACUAGUGUGAAGCAGGACUUCGAGCCAUUGUUACUUCAAGAAUGAAUUGUCGCGUAACAUCUACGCCAUUACAGUAUAUCAGUGUCUAUUGUAACGUCGUACUGUCUAUAUAUGUGACGUCAUCAUGAUGAGCCGGGAAAGGAACAUUUGACGUCAAUAAAAUGACGUCACGGUCAUGAUGCUGGGUCUUUGACGGGUCCACAUUGAUAUAGAUGGUUAUGAGAGCAAAUGUUACACAUUUUGACUGUUGCAAGAGAGAAUUGAUUAGUUUUGUGUAUAAUAAACACCCACAUAUCCGUAAUGUCGUAAAUUAAAUAUCAUUAUGUCUUUUUCAUUCCAACAGAAAGUCACACGCGUAUUAGAAAAUUUUUGUACUUGAUACGAGAAUUGUGGACGUCAAUGAAAAUUUUUUAGAUGGACAGUACAGAAAAUUUGCACCAACCAUGAUCACUAGAUACUUAUAUAAUAUGGCGUGUAUUUUCUUAUAUUGAUUCUAUUUUAUUUAUGUACGCGUACUUAAAAAGUUCUGUUUUAGCUGCAAAUAUUAUUGCAAAUGUGUACUCGAGAUACUUUGUCCAUGUAGAUCUGUCUGUUACCUGUUCUCCUAUGUACGGGCGUAUAUCAUGGCGGUUAGGAUCUUCUGCUACAUUGAAUGCCAUGUCCUUAAAUUCUAAGCUAGAUGUUUUGUUCUAUUACUGUACUUCCUCAACUUUUUCGCAUGUUUACAGGGUAUUCAUUCAAGCAUUUUCUGAAGGCAUUAUUCUGUGUUGACAGAUAAAAUUGUACUUUUUGUGAAGGCCUGAAGUUUGCCAACACCACCGUUUAGUUUUAUCUUCAAAAUCUAAUUAUAAAUGUGCAUACGUUGCUGUCAAUGUUGCUCUUUUAAUGCGAAGAGGUUGAGGAAUUGGGUACUCCCACUGUGUGUUCACCAGAAGUUUUCCUGAUACUAUUUUAUGAACCAAUUUUUUUUCAAAUAUCUUAUGUACUAAUUUUUUUACUCCCAAAUUUAUGGUAUGGAUUUCAUGUGCUAUCAUUGUAAUUUUAGACAUGGGUCUAUGUGCUGCAAGGAUCACUGUCUGUCCAUCAGACAGCCAGAUGUUUUUCUUCUAAUAGCGUAUGCAUUGGUAAGGUGAUCCCCACGCGUCCACGUCAGUGCUAACUUUUAACCAUUCUUUGUUCAUGAUAUCUGUUAUUGUGUUUCUUUUAAACUUGUUAUAAAAUACAUUCCUAUAUUUAUAUCAAAUAUUUUGAUGAACUUGUAAUUCUUUACCAUUGAGCAUAAUAAUGACUAAGUGCUAUGGUAGAAGUUUUUCAUGACUAAUAUUUAUUUUAAUGAAAUUAUUACUAGUUAUUAUUAAGUGCACAUAUGUUUCUCGAUAUCUAAAAUAGUAUAACUCUGCCUUAUUCUUUAAUUUAAUCAAGAUUUACUUUUUAAAUGCACUUCCAUUUUGGUGGGAAACGACACGUAAAGGCUGGAAUGCUAUGAAAUUCAAUUUGUAUUGGGCUAAAUUUGCAGACGUGUAAGGAAUGCAGUUUGGUAUGUAUAGUUCAUACUAGUUUACCCGUGGAUAGUUGGGGGAUAUACACGACGUUAAGAAAUGUUCUUUCGGAAAAUGAUGGGUGGAGUUUUUAACCGAGAAAGGAAUGAAAUUUCAUAAUUCUUUAUUAUGCAGACAUUAAGAAAUAUGGCACCUUUGAAGGUAAAGUGCGGAUUCUAUGCAUGGCUGUGUAAAUUUGAUCUCCAGUCUUUGCCAUUUGCUUCUAGGUCUUUUUGCCGUUUUAAUGUACUCGUUUUUGAUACACGGAGCUGUAUGCUAUAUCCAUGCCCCACUUCUAGCAUUUGUUCUGCUGUGGGCAAAACUAUUCAUUGAUGGUUGGUACAAAAAAGCUCAAGUUAUUUUUUGAUACAUGUGUGAAUGAAACUGCAGAGUAAAGGGUUGCACAUACUAUCUGACUGAUGCAGGAUCAGACAAUUCACGAAAUGAAUGCGAGAAAGGCUGAUAGAAUGAAUGUGGAGAAUUUCUGUAGAGUUGAGAGUGUUAUGAAGCUUCAUCGAAUGAAUAUCAUUAAGAUCCAAAAAGUGAGUACGAAGGUUAAUUGAGUAGUACUAAUGUGAUGAAGUUUAGAGAGUAGUGAACAUGGUGAAGGUUCAACAAAUUUUCAGAAAGCUUUAUUGAAUAAAGAUUGUGAUACAA